Molecule: messenger RNA, 3571 nt
Organism: Scatophagus argus
Lineage: Eukaryota; Metazoa; Chordata; Actinopteri; Scatophagidae
Gene: prickle3
Product: prickle homolog 3
Exons: 11
Coding region: 225-2693 (822 amino acids)
Molecular function (GO): zinc ion binding
Source: RefSeq, a predicted model, not a curated record
GUCCUUUUACUUUGAAAGCCGGAAGUGUUUUUCAGUUGGACUAACUUGUCAGUUGAGUUGCCAAAGUAGUUAGUCCAGGCGGAAGGAGGAGUCGGGAGCAGUCUGAGGGGAAUAUGUAGUUUAACAUGCGCUGUGUGAGUUAAAAAUAUUCAGACCUCGGUGGUUCUUCCCUCCGUUUGUUCUCUUGGAAACUCAUUUGUGAUUUUUAACAUCCGGCCGACAUCAUGUUCCUGCGCGGAUCUAAAAAGCGACGGUCGAACAGAUCGCAGGAGGAAGAGGACCCAGACCGAGGUCAGCCGUGCAUGCGCUGCGGGGAACAGUGCCCCGGCUUCCGUGUCCAUGGCUGGAGGAAGAUCUGUGUGCACUGUAAGUGUGUGCGCGAGGAGCAUGCCGUACGCUCAGUGCCGGGCCAGCUCGAGAAGAUGAUGACGAAGCUGGUGUCAGACUUCCAGAGACACUCCAUCUCGGACGACGACUCGGGCUGUGCCUCUGAGGAGUACGCAUGGGUCCCACCUGGGCUCAAGCCCGAACAGGUUUACCAGUAUUUUAGCUGCUUGCCAGAGGACCGGGUGCCUUAUGUGAACAGUCCAGGGGAGAGAUACCGAAUCAAACAGCUGCUGCACCAGCUUCCAGCCCACGACAGUGAGCCGCAGUACUGUAACUCUCUGGACGAGGAGGAGAAGAAGGAGUUACGUUUGUUCAGCCAGCAGAGGAAAAGGGAAAACUUGGGCCGAGGCGUCGUGAGGCUGUUCCCAGUAACUAUGACGGGGGCCAUCUGCCAGCAGUGUGGCAGACAGAUCUGCGGUGGAGACAUAGCGGUGUUUGCCAGCCGGGCAGGACACAGCGGCUGCUGGCACCCUCAGUGUUUCCAGUGUGUCUCCUGCAGCGAGCUGCUGGUCGAUCUCAUCUACUUCUACCAGGACGGACAGAUCUACUGUGGACGGCACCACGCUGAGAGGCUGAAGCCUCGCUGCCAGGCCUGCGACGAGAUUAUUCUGGCAGAUGAAUGUACGGAGGCAGAAGGAAGAUACUGGCACAUGAAGCACUUCUGUUGUUUCGAGUGUGAGGCUGCGCUGGGCGGCCAGCGUUACAUCAUGAGAGAGAGUCGACCCUACUGCUGCUCCUGCUACGAGUCCCUGUACGCAGAGUACUGCGAUACCUGCGGAGAACAGAUAGGUAUUGACCAAGGCCAGAUGACCUACGAGGGUCAGCACUGGCACGCCGUGGAGUCGUGUUUCUGCUGCGCCCGCUGUCAGCUGCCUCUGCUGGGGCGUCCCUUCCUCCCUCGAGGGGGGCUCAUCUUCUGCUCCAGGUCCUGCUCGCUGGGCGAAGACCCCAACAACUCUGAUUCGUGCGACUCCGCGCUGCAGAGCAGGCCACCUCAGCCUAGACGCAGUGGGACCACAGAGAAGCACCAGCUGUCACAAUGCGGUUCCCCACUGCAGCCACUAGAGGGCGUCAAACUCCCAAUAACUCUAACAAUAACUGCAAAAGACUGCAUUCAUGCUGCAGUGGAACACAGCGGUGAUCAAGGUGUCCACUGCACUGCUCCAGUUCAAAAUGGAUUUUCUUCACCCAGUAGUCAUCCUCAUCCAAGAGGCUCCUACUCACCUCUUCCUCACAUCCAUCUAGGAAAUGGUUUGGGUCCAUCUUGGCCCAGCGACCUUCCACAUUACAGUUUACUGCCAGGGGACUGUGGUAUCAAGCCUCCGGUCAGUGGUCUUCAGGUCCAGGGAGCGCUAAAUGGAAACGCUGGACUAACUGGUCUCAAUUCAAGAGGAACCUCUACUGCCAAGGACUGCAGGAACUGGGUGGAAAGGACAAAUCAUGUUAUGCAAGUGUUUCCUCCUCAGAAAAGCUCUCAUGGGAACCACCUCAUUUCGCCUGACUCCCCUUCACUCCCACCCGACAACCCAUCCAUCCUCCCACCUCCUCUGCCCGUUAAAUCUCGUGACUUGUCGCCGCGGGAGUCGCCCUCACCAAACCUCCAGCAACCAGAGGACAGACCCUCUGACUCUCCGCCCCCGCUGUCUCGCAGUGGCACAGCGAGGGUCAGCUUCAGAGAACCAAUCAGCAGCAGCUACUCUGUCGAUGAAGAUGAUUAUGAAGAUGAGAAUGAGGAGGAGCUGCAAGACGGCGGGGAAGACCAGCAGGAUGAAGAUGAGGUGGUUGAAGGUUUUGGAAGCAGGUUACAUCUACAGAAAGGCAUCCCGCCACAGAUGGAUCUACUGGAUGGAUCCUCUUACCACCAGCGGAGUCUGCGUCGAGGGUGGAGCCGUGGUCGUAUCCCCUCUGACCCCGCUGCUCACACGGGAGCGGAGAGACGCUCCCGACACUUGCGGCCUGACCGUCCUCGGUUGGACACCCUGGACUGGAAAGGCGAGAAAGACAGGAACAAGCGAGGCUCCGCCAACGCCUCCUCACUGAUCCUCAAGCCAGCCCAGGUCAAACAUGAAGACUCGUGUUCUACGUGCUCUUCGUCCUCAGACUCAGAGGAAGAGGGCUACUUCCUGGGACAGCCCAUACCUCUGCCCCCUCAGCUGAGAAAGCAGCAACCCGAGGAGGGCAAAGACGGAGAGGGAGAACUGGAGAGGGAGGUGCAGAGAGACUGGGGACUGAGAGGCAGCAUACGGCGGAGAAGAGCUCACAGUCUUGGUGCAAAGGACAAGGAUAAAAACUGUGCGAUUUCCUAAGCGCGAGCAGCUGGCGGCGUCAAAACGCAGCAGACUCUUUUCUAAAUCACGGUGCACAAGAAGAACUAAUGUCACUUCAUUAUGUAUUGUUAAACCCAACACACACCUGCAGACUUUUCCUGCAGGUGAACCACAGCCAUUGUUCCUGACACUCUACUUAGCAGGAAGGAAGCACAACAAAUCUCAGAAAAGUCGCUGCCUUAGUUUUAAGGUAUUGACUUCUCAGCGUUGGACUUUUGAGGUGUUACAGUGUAGAAAUCAUGUAUGAAUCAUGUGAGUAGUGAUGAAUGUGGAGUGAUUAUUGGUAGCAGCUUUGAUGUUUGGAUUAUAUUUUAACAUCCAAGAGAAGACUCACAUCUGUGUUGCAGUUAGUUUGAACACAAACAGACAUUACUGCAUCAUUUAUAGAAGCAAACUUAGCAGCAAAUAUGACCAAGAGGUGACCCCCACACUCUUGCAUCAUAGGUGUGCAAAAAACAAAAAAACAAACAUUUUUUUUACUCUACUGUAACCGUUAUUCUGUGCUCUUAUGUGCAAUUUUAUAUGGCUGUAAUGUUUUACAGUUAUGAAACUAAAUAUUAUGAGAUGCAGUGUGAUCUCUGCGGCAAACUGUGGUAGUUUAAUGCUUUGAAAAUCAAAAGGUGUCACACAAAAGAGUAUUUGAUUGAUGUUUGGAGAUUGACUUUGUUGCGUGUGCUUUAUAGUUCAAAUGAAAUACUACAAAGCUUGUGUACAUUCGUGUCUUUAAUCAAAAAAACACUUUAAGGACGUUUAUUUUUAUAUGCUUGGUGUAGGUUGCUGUUCUUUCUUGCUUUAUUUUGGGUAAAAAGACUGUGUGAGACAAUUUUAUGGUGAUAUUAAAUUUGUCUAAAUUGUCU